Messenger RNA from Merops nubicus (carmine bee-eater), 300 nucleotides. It is a transcript of the gene BGLAP, whose product is annotated as bone gamma-carboxyglutamate (gla) protein. Bases 1 to 300 code for a protein of 99 amino acids. Gene Ontology annotation, biological process: response to vitamin K; bone development; osteoblast differentiation. The record is from RefSeq and is a predicted model, not a curated record. The transcript is spliced from 4 exons. Gene Ontology annotation, molecular function: hydroxyapatite binding; structural constituent of bone; calcium ion binding. NCBI's taxonomy places the organism in Eukaryota, Metazoa, Chordata, Aves, Coraciiformes, Meropidae. Gene Ontology annotation, cellular component: extracellular region.
AUGAGGAGUCUGCUGGCACCACUGGUGGUGAUUCUGGCCCUGGCAGCACUCUGCUGUUGUGAGGAAGAUCCCCAAGAACCCUCAGAUUCCCCCGGUGCUGACAGCAUCAAGAUUAAAAAAGAAGUUGCCAAUACCUUUGUGAAGAGGCAGAAGAGAUCCAGCCUGUAUGAAUGGUACUCUGAGUAUUACAAAAGUCCAAUGGAGCAGAUGCAUGAGCGCUGUGAAAACUACCCUCCCUGUGAUUAUCUCUCUGACCAAAUAGGAUUUUACAUGGCCUACAACCGUUUUUUUGGGAGAUAA